AUGACCAAAACACUUCCUUUCGGAGACAUCCAAGUCCCAUCGCCCGGCUUUGGCGCCAUGGGUCUCAGCUUUGGCUUGGGGAGCGAUCUGAGCCUUGAAGAGGCAGAACCCGUUCUCCUGAAGGCAAUUGAGCUGGGGUGCACAUUUUGGGAUACGGCGGUUGUUUACCAAGCCGGCGUGAAUGAGAAGCUCCUUGGAGACUUCAUCAGGAAGCAUGGUGUUCGCGACAAGGUUUUCAUUGCUUCGAAGUGUGGCAUCGCUGCGUUCGGAGACGGAUCUGUGACCAACUCUGCUGAGCACAUUAAAGAGUACAUUGAAGGUACUAUCGAAAGGCUUGGAUUCACACCUGAUCUAUACUAUCUUCAUCGAAUUGACCCGAAUACUCCCUUGGAGGAGUCAAUUUCUACACUAGACGAGAUUAGGAAGCAAGGCAAGACCAAGUACAUUGGUCUUUCCGAGUGCUCUGCGAAGACAUUGCGCAAGGCAAAUUCAAUCGCCAAGAUCGAUGCCGUUCAGGCAGAGUAUUCAGCUUUUGAGACCUUGCACGAAAGCGAUGGCUUGAUCGACACCGCAAAGGAACUGAAUGUGGCAUACGUGGCUUACAGCCCCCUAGGCCAUGGGUGGCUUGUGGAUGAUUUCCCUUACAAAACCCCGGAUGACUUUGCACCGAACGACUUCCGUCGAAAGAUCCCCAAAUUCCAAGGCGAGAAUUUCUACAAGAACCGAAACAUUGUAGAUGAGAUAAAGAAGCUUGCUGAGAAAAAGGGCUGUACCUUGUCUCAGAUCGCUCUGGCUUGGGUCGCUGCGCAGGGCAUGAUUGCUAUUCCAGGCACGACCAAGGCUCGCCGGUUGGAGAACAACUGGGCUUCGAGGGAUAUUGAUUUGACCGAAGAAGAGAAGAAAAGCCUGAGACAGAUUAUUGACUCUUCGAAGCCCCAUGGUAACAGAUAUGAACCUGACCAGCAGGCUCGGGUUGGGCAUUAG
Molecule: messenger RNA, 984 nt
Organism: Ilyonectria robusta
Lineage: Eukaryota; Fungi; Ascomycota; Sordariomycetes; Hypocreales; Nectriaceae
Product: NADP-dependent oxidoreductase domain-containing protein
Exons: 6
Coding region: 1-984 (327 amino acids)
Cellular component (GO): cytoplasm
Source: RefSeq, a predicted model, not a curated record